Messenger RNA from Tetrahymena thermophila SB210, 2574 nucleotides. RefSeq names its product cyclic nucleotide-binding domain protein. The transcript is spliced from 3 exons. NCBI's taxonomy places the organism in Eukaryota, Ciliophora, Oligohymenophorea, Hymenostomatida, Tetrahymenidae. The record is from RefSeq and is a predicted model, not a curated record.
AUGCGAUCUCUUAGAUAUGUCAAACUGAAUAAAGGAUCUUUAGUAAUUAAAUAAGGAGACUAAAUGAAUAGAAAUAUUUAUAUACUGCUAUCAGGUUCAGCUGUUGAACUCAAAAAAAAUUAAAAUGUUUUCAGUGAGAAUAUUACAAGAACAGGAGUUAAAGAUUAGUUUGAAAUAAAAUAAUAUGCCAGUUAUAUAGACUCUAUAUCAAAAGAAAAUUAAGAACUGUACUUAGAAGGAGAUGAAAUAGUUAAAUUUUUAAACGAGUAUGGUCCUGAUUUUACAGAAAUUGAUAUUGGUGAAGCAUCAGGAGAAAGUGUUUUAUAUGAAAAGGGUCCUAGAACAUGCACUUUACUAACCAUUACUGAUGCUGAGUUUGUCACUUUUGAUAAAAAUACAUUUUGGAAAUUAUAAGCACAAAACAACCUAUAAAAAAAAAAGAUCAAAGAAAUAAUAUAGAAAGCUAUCAAUAUAAAUUAUGAUAUCUAUAACUAAAAUACUAUCACUUAAAUCGUAUCCAGUUUUUAACUUCAGAAAAUUUAGAAAGAUGAAUUCCUUUUCGAAGAAGGAAGCAUAAAUGAAAUAGUAUAUAUUGUUUAGGGAUCAUGUGAGAUAUAAAUGAAGUAUUUCAUUAAAAAGAAUUUUAAGAAAUCAAUUUCAAAAGAUCUAAAAGGUACUCUUGUGAUAGAAAAUUUAACAAAUGGGAUAUUUUUUGUUGGAGAUGAAAUCAUUUUCGAAAGCUGGAAGAAAUAUAAGUAUUCUGUAAGGAUUACAGCUAAAAAUAGCAUUGUAUACUCAACAAAUAUUAAAGAUAUAGAAAAACUCUAUGACUAAGCCACUCUUAACCAUAUGAAAGAAGAAUAUUUAAGGAAAAUGAUAGUUUACAAAAGAUUAUAUGAUAAAAAGUUGUAAGAUAUCAUUUAAGAUAGUAAAAAAAAGGCUGAAACUGAAAAAAUGUCUAAUAACUCUAGCAUAAUUAAAGGAAAUAAUGAUAAUUAAGAUCAUGCUAGUUCAUAGAACUCAAAUAGAAAAUAAAAUACCUUAAAAAAUUUUAUCAGCUAAUCGUAAAACAAAGAACAAUGCUUGAAUUUGAAUUCUUUUCUUAAACAAAAAAGUAAAAAGAAAAAUAAUUUUGAUGAAAUUUUAUACCAAGUGUAAAAAGAUAAGCUUUAAACUAAAUAUUUAGAAUAAAACACAAUAAUUAGAAAUUGUUGCUUUUAAAUGUAAUAGCCUACUUAUUAUACUUUUCAUAGAUCUUUAACAUUUUAACCUGAAACGUAAGAGCUAGAAAAAGUUAAUUAAAACUAAAUAAGCUAAAAAAAUACUUUGAAUCUUAAUCUUUAUCAGUAGAUUUUUGAUCAGAAUCAAUUACAGAAUGAAAAACUUAUGAGACAGCACUCUCUGGAAAACAAAACUGUUUAUAAUAAUUUGAUAGCAAAUCAUCUUGAAUAAGAAGAGUGGUUUCCAUAACAAAAUGAUAAAAUAUACCUAAAAAAGGCUAAAUAGAGAUCAAUUAGAAUCAGUCCUGAAGGAACACUUUUAUAAAAAUUAGAUUCAAAUUAAUACACUUAAGAACCUAUCAGUCAAAAAAGUGCUUUUUAUUCAAACUAAACUGAUUCAUUUUAAUUAAGCCAAUCAAAAAUUAUUGAUGGAAAUGAAGAAAAUAAUUCAAAUAACAAUUCAUCAAAAUAGAGUUCUUAUGAAGAGAGUCCCUACUAAGCAUAUGUAUCUCUAAUGUCUUCUGAGGUCAAAUAAUAAACAAACUUAGAUAAGUAAUACAGUUAGCGUUAAAAAAGCUAUAAUGACUCGAAAAAAGCAUUAAAUUUCUCUUCAUAAAUGCAGUUUUAUUAACAAGAAAAUAUCAAUAUUCAAGCUAAAACAUUACCCAAUUUGAUGAGAAAUAAAAAUACCUAGAAAGAAAUUUUCUAGUAAGGUGAUAUAUAAAAUUAAAAAUUGUAAGGACUGUAAACCAAAGUUUCAAAAGAAGAAACUAUUGAAAAUAAAUAAUUAAAUAAGUAAAAUGAAAUAUAAAUGAUAACAACUUAAAUAAAUAAUUAUUACUCUGAAAACAACAAAAACAAUCAAAAUGAUUUAAAUGUAUUUUCUAAUUAAAAUGAUAAUAAGCUAAAACUAUUAAGCUAAAGCUUAAAUAUUGAUCAAAACAACAAAACUUAAUAACAAAUUGAAUAUUCUUAAAAUAUUAACCCAAUAAGUACAACUAAAUAAAUACCUAUCCUCAGUAAUACGGCAUAUAAUUUAUUUAAUAUCAGCAAAUCAUUUUCUUUAGAAAAGCAAAAUAAUUUCAAUAAUCCUUUGAAUUGCUAAAAUUUGUCAGAAAGUUAAAUUUUCUUACCUUUUUCAUAAAAAUAAGAGAGGAUUAAAAAGGGAUUAGUUUUAUCAAGAAAAGACAAUUAGAAUUUCUAUGAUGUUGAUUUUAAUUUAAGAAUGUCAUCUGCUAAAUCAAGAAGAAUUCAUGACUCAAGUCCUGAAAACAAAGAUACUUACUAUGGUAUAGCAUAUAAAAAAAGGAUACAUUUUUAAAAAAAUGUGUAAUUUACCCAGUAAAAAGUAUGA